CCAGGUCCAGGACUCGAACUGUUGUCGGCCAUGUGGGAAUCCAGCGCCUUUGGCCACCACGCAGCCUGCCGGCCCGUCAUUUAAUUUCUUCAUGCUUUUCAAGCAAAGGUGUAGGAGAGAACUCAGAAAGGAACACUGGGAAGCUUGCUGCGAAAGUACUGCACUUGAUAUUUGAGAUGUGCGGCGCUGACAAUACUUUUGCGGUACUCCUUCAGCCUUAGAUACUUCAUCCUUCAUUCAAUGAACGUGUAUUAGGUAUCUACCAGGUUACAGGCUACAUAUAAAGAGAUGAGUGAAGAUCAGUCCUCCUGGAAGAUCUUAGUGAAGACAGGUUUGUAGGUAUAACUUUUCCCGACCUUUCCCACGGUCCGCAAACAUGCGCUAGAACAGGACUCGCAGCUCUUCACCCCUUGGGCGUUAACCGAGGACUGUCAGCGGACCGUUGAAAGACUACGUUUCCCGGCAGCCUGUGCGGCGGUCGGUGAAGAGAAGUGAGCAGGCGCACGGGCCAGCCCCCGCACGCAGGCGCACUGCGAACGCCGGCUGAGCUGGGUCUAGCUGCUCGGUGCGCGGCGGCGGAGAGCAAGGCCUGGUAGGGACCGCCGCGGCGCGGGUCGGCUCUUCGAGGUUGUGCGCGGGAGAGAAAUCAUGACCACCCCGGGAAAAGAGAACGUUCGCCUGAAAAGUUACAAGAACAAAUCGUUGAAUCCUGAUGAGAUGCGCAGGAGGAGGGAAGAAGAAGGACUACAGUUACGUAAGCAGAAGAGAGAAGAGCAGUUAUUCAAACGAAGAAAUGUUUCUACAGCAGAAGAAGAAACAGAAGAAGAAGUUAUGUCAGAUGGAGGCUUUCAUGAGGCCCAGGUUAAUAACAUGGAAAUGGCACCAGGUGGUGUCAUUACUUCUGACAUGAUAGAAAUGAUAUUUUCAAAUAGCCCUGAGCAACAACUUUCAGCAACACAGAAAUUCAGAAAACUGCUUUCAAAAGAACCCAACCCUCCUAUUGAUGAAGUUAUCAGCACACCAGGAGUAGUGGCCAGGUUUGUGGAGUUCCUCAAACGAAAAGAGAAUUGUACAUUGCAGUUUGAAUCAGCUUGGGUUCUGACAAAUAUUGCUUCAGGAAAUUCUCUUCAGACGCGAAUUGUGAUUCAGGCAGGAGCUGUGCCCAUCUUCAUAGAAUUGCUCAGCUCAGAGUUUGAGGAUGUCCAGGAACAGGCAGUCUGGGCUCUUGGCAACAUUGCUGGAGAUAGUACCAUGUGCAGAGACUAUGUCUUAGACUGCAAUAUUCUUCCCCCUCUUUUGCAGUUGUUUUCUAAGCAAAAUCGUCUGACCAUGACCCGGAAUGCAGUAUGGGCUUUGUCUAAUCUCUGUAGAGGAAAGAGUCCACCUCCAGAAUUUGCAAAGGUUUCCCCCUGUCUAAAUGUGCUUUCCUGGUUGCUGUUCGUCAGUGACACUGAUGUACUGGCUGAUGCCUGCUGGGCCCUUUCAUAUCUAUCAGAUGGACCCAAUGAUAAAAUUCAAGCAGUCAUUGAUGCAGGAGUAUGUAGGAGGCUUGUGGAGCUGCUAAUGCAUAACGACUAUAAAGUGGUUUCUCCUGCUUUGCGGGCUGUGGGAAACAUUGUCACAGGGGAUGAUAUUCAGACACAGGUAAUUUUAAAUUGCUCAGCUCUGCAGAGUUUAUUGCAUUUACUGAGUAGCCCAAAGGAAUCUAUCAAAAAAGAAGCAUGUUGGACAAUUUCUAAUAUCACAGCUGGAAAUAGGGCACAGAUUCAGACUGUGAUAGAUGCCAACAUUUUCCCAGCCCUCAUUAGUAUAUUACAAACUGCUGAGUUUCGGACAAGGAAAGAAGCAGCUUGGGCCAUCACAAAUGCAACUUCUGGAGGAUCAGCUGAACAGAUCAAGUACCUAGUAGAACUGGGUUGUAUCAAGCCGCUGUGUGAUCUUCUCACAGUCAUGGACUCUAAGAUUGUACAGGUUGCCCUAAAUGGCUUGGAAAAUAUACUGAGGCUUGGAGAACAAGAAGCCAAAAGGAAUGGCACUGGCAUUAAUCCUUACUGUGCUUUGAUUGAAGAAGCUUAUGGUCUAGAUAAAAUUGAGUUCUUACAGAGUCAUGAAAACCAAGAGAUCUACCAAAAGGCCUUUGAUCUCAUUGAGCAUUACUUUGGAACUGAAGAUGAGGACAGCAGCAUUACACCCCAAGUUGACCUUAACCAGCAGCAGUACAUCUUCCAGCAGUGUGAGGCUCCUAUGGAAGGUUUCCAGCUUUGAAGCAAUACUCUGCUUUCAUGUUCCUGUGUCAGCCCAGGCUACGCAGUCGAGUCUUCUUGUGGAGCCCACAGUCUUCAUGGAGCUAACUUCUCAAAUGUUUUCCAUAAUACUGUUUGCGCUCAUUUGCUUGCCUUGCGCACCUGCUCUCUUACACACAUCUGGAAAACCUCUGGCUCUCUGUGGUGGAAUACCCUUCUUAAAAAGGGUAACCAGAAUGGCCCACUCUCUUAUGGAAAAAUCCCUAGGCUUUGGAGAUCCGCACUCAUAUUAGAGUCAUGGGAACGUACACAUAUUAAUGUGGCUCCCUUUUUUUGUGGGGGAAAAAAAAGGAUUCCUCCUCAUUCCCUUAAAAGUGGGAAAAAAUACUGACAUUAAAAGAUGAGACUAAACCUUUAUCUUGAAUUUCACACAGCUCCUUGUGACAAGGGAAUUAUUUAGACCUGUUGUGUAUACUUCAGAAUACUUGUCAUGAGUUCUUCCACAGUGAACCCUUGGAUUACCUGGUGGCUUUUUCUAGCCAAAUCUGCAUUAAUCCUUACCGAGAUUGGAUGGUUUUCUUUCCUUUAUUGGCGCCAUUCUUCAGAUAGUAAAGUUAAACCAUCCACUCCCUCACCUUCAGCCUUCAGUGAAUGUGCUUUCUAGUUGUCAGGAAUGCUGAAGAAUUAACACUUUGACUCUUAGAUGUGAUACUGGUUUGCAGAUUCCCUUAGAGCAGAAGGGAGAGGGGCACAUAUAUUAAUUUGUAUGGCUUUUGCUUCUCUUUGGUCUUACAUAUUCUAGGAUUUGGAAGUGGUUCAAUUCUAAUGCUGGUGUGAAGAUUUAGAAUCCUUAGUUAUCAAAAAACGUAUUCUAUACUUCAAUAAAAAAGUAAAAAAAAAAAAAAAAACUACCCUCCAGUUUGCCCAAAUUUAACCAGUAUGACUAGAGACUGUGUUUCUGCAUUAAAGCAAAUGUUUCAGGCUUUGUGGUCCUGAUCAAGGUCCUCAUGAAGUCGGAGUUUACCUUA
Molecule: messenger RNA, 3271 nt
Organism: Tupaia belangeri chinensis (Chinese tree shrew)
Lineage: Eukaryota; Metazoa; Chordata; Mammalia; Scandentia; Tupaiidae
Gene: KPNA1
Product: karyopherin subunit alpha 1
Exons: 14
Coding region: 649-2265 (538 amino acids)
Biological process (GO): protein import into nucleus
Cellular component (GO): cytoplasm
Molecular function (GO): nuclear import signal receptor activity; protein binding
Source: RefSeq, a predicted model, not a curated record